GGUUUCACGCUAAUUAGUCCGAUUCAAUGGCUUUAAGUAUGAAAGUAGAACCCGUGACGGUCAUGAGAACUCCUUCCCAACAGUUUUUUCUUCUCUGACUCCAAGAUUUGAGCUGAGAGGGAGAGCAGAGAAAAGCGGCGGUUGAAAGCAGUGUAGAUUGGAGACUGUAGGGGACUCUUCGCAAUUGAAUUAUCUAAUUGGCCUAAGCAGACUGUGGACUUCAAAAGGAUGCCACGUGGAGACUUUAACGUUUAUUUCGCAAGCAAGGGCCGUGGCUUUGUCCGGGCUGAAGAGGCGGUGGGCAUUGCCCUGCUGGUGGUAAUCCUGGCCGCUCUGCUGAUCCUGGGGUGCUGGUACUUCAGGAGGAGGAGUGGCUACAAGAUGAUCAGGAGCCCCAGAUCCGGCCCCCAGACAUGGAGCGCAGGACAGUACACCGAAGGAGGAGCAGCCGCAGACAACAAGAUGGCUCUUACAGAGUUUGUCAGCCUCCAGCCUGCGGUCCCCAAUGCUCCACCAGCCUAUGAGAAGAUCUCCUCAGGACUGCUACCUCCACCCUACUCCCCCUGAAGAGCCUUCUCCACCCUUGGACACCCCCACACAGACCACCAAGAUCUACAUAACUCACUUUUAAUGCCAAUACUCCAACUUUAUAGGCACGAUUGUUUGGAAGACGGAACUGUUGUUUGGUUGAUCAGAUGUUAUUGUGAAUAUGAAUGCGUUUCGCUUUCGUUUUUUUACAAUAACUAUUGUGUAGUUGCGUGUAGCCACUUCAGGAGACGGUCUCCCUCUCCACUCAUUCAGCUUUAUUUAAAGAAAGAGCAUUUUUUUCAAAGGAACACAACAACCGACACACUUAGAAAGGACAG
Messenger RNA from Osmerus eperlanus (European smelt), 866 nucleotides. It is a transcript of the gene mlana, whose product is annotated as melan-A. The transcript is spliced from 5 exons. Bases 229 to 567 code for a protein of 112 amino acids. NCBI's taxonomy places the organism in Eukaryota, Metazoa, Chordata, Actinopteri, Osmeriformes, Osmeridae. The record is from RefSeq and is a predicted model, not a curated record. Gene Ontology annotation, cellular component: melanosome.